Messenger RNA from Coffea arabica (coffee), 1608 nucleotides. Its product is annotated as UPF0481 protein At3g47200-like. NCBI's taxonomy places the organism in Eukaryota, Viridiplantae, Streptophyta, Magnoliopsida, Gentianales, Rubiaceae. The record is from RefSeq and is a predicted model, not a curated record.
AAUAACACAAUUGGAAACCUUGAAGAAUAGGACGUUGCCAAGAAACUUGACUUAAACAAUAUUCUCAAGGAACUGCGAGUAUAUAUACAAGGCAUGCACGGGCAGUUUUGAUUGCCAGAGUGCAUAGAAAAGUUGAAAACCUUGGUGCAAGGGCUAACAUGUGCUGACAUUCUUCAGUGUUACUAACAGCAAUUUUUCCUCUUGUUUAUACGUACUCAACAAGAGAUGUCUAGAAUUGAUCAAGAGCCAUCGAUCUUCAAAAUCCAUGGUCAACUACGAAGUGAAAAUGAAGAGGCAUACGAGCCACAAGUGGUUUCCAUCGGACCUUAUCACCGCGGUAAGCCUAAACUGAAAGAGAUGGAGAAGCAUAAGCUAAGGUACUUCAAUGAGCUUUUUCGUCGUAGAGGUGAGAGUUCUGUGAAAUACAUCAUAGCUUUGGCUGAUCUUCAAGAUCAAGCUCGAAGGUGUUACGCAGAAGAAAUCAAUCUUAGUAAUGAUGAUUUUGUUGAAAUGCUAUGCCUUGAUGGCUGCUUUGUCAUCGAGUUCUUGAGGAAAAGAAUACAUCCAGAAUUGCGCUUGCAGAAUGACCCCAUUUUUCAGAUGCUUUGGCUAUUCUCAGCCACUAAGAAUGACCUUAUAUUAUUUGAGAAUCAGUUGCCCUUUUUUGUCCUGCUUCAGCUGUUUGACAUGACCAAGUCGCCAGGAGAAGAAGAGAACCUUAUUGACCUAGCUAUUCAUUUCUCUCUGUCCUUCGAGUUGGCCGAUCCAGGUCUAAAUUCUCAUUCUACAAUCUUCGAACAUUAUAAGCCGGUUCAUCUUCUUGGCCUCAUGCACAAAAUUCUGUCUGCCUCAUUUUCUGAAACACUUACUUCAACCACUUAUUCCAAUACUACACACUCAUCUCUGUUCCUAAAAUCAGCUGGUGAGCUCCGACAAAGUGGAAUCAAGUUCGAGAAGGCAGCGGAUGGUAAAUCCUCAUUCCAUAUCACUUUCGAAAAUGGUGUACUUAAAAUCCCUCCUUUAGUUGUGGACGAUGAUACAGAAUCCGUCUUCAGAAACUUGAUUGCAUAUGAAGAGUAUAUGUCUAAUCCAAUUGAGACAUGGAAGUGCAUAAGUGAUUACAUAAUCUUCAUAGAUUCUCUCAUAGAUUCCCCGUCCGAUGUUGAAACGCUUCGCAGACAUGAUAUCAUCGAGAAUGCGUUAGGUAGUGAUGAAGCACUCUCUACAAUGUUUAACAAGCUAAGCAAAAAUGUCAAUGUUGGCGGGAGAUUCUGUUACACCAAAAUUUUUGAUGAUGUGGACAAGUACUCCCGCAAGCGCUGGCAUAUUUGGAGGGCGCACCUAGUGAGGAAAUAUUUUAAUAACCCGUGGUCUUUCAUUGCGUUUCUGGCUGCAUGUGCAUUGCUUCUCCUAGCAACUGUGCAGGCCAUAUUUUCCAUCCUACAGUAUACGAAACAGAAGUAAGCUAGUUGUGUAAUUUGUUAGUCAUUGUACUUAAAUACGAAUAAAGUCAUUGUACUUGUAACAAAUUCUUGAUCUGUAUGAUGUAAAGAACUCUCGUGUCUUGUAUAUUUUCUUAAUACAUCUGUCGACAUAAGUUUCUAUAUC